Micromonas pusilla CCMP1545 is the source of this 622-nucleotide messenger RNA. RefSeq lists its product as uncharacterized. Lineage: Eukaryota; Viridiplantae; Chlorophyta; Mamiellophyceae; Mamiellales; Mamiellaceae. The record is from RefSeq and is a predicted model, not a curated record. Bases 1 to 564 code for a protein of 187 amino acids. The transcript has 2 exons.
AUGUCAGACGAAACUGUCAUUUUUAGGAUUUUUAUGCGUCCCUCUUCGUUCUCUCUCGGCGCCCGCCGCCGCCGAGCCGGGCUUCUCUGCGGAGCUCUAACGCCCUCGUCGUCUUCAUGUACCCCGCUCGUUUCUCGCCGCGGAGGACCCUUCGAACAUCCGCGUCGCUCGCGAGCGGCUUGCUCAGCGCCGUCUUCAGCGCUCGAAGCGCGGCGACGUCGCCGCCGACGCCGACGCCGGCGCGCGUCGUCCCGCCGCCGCCGCCGUCGUCGCCGUCGUCGUCGUCGUCGCUGUAUUCCUCCAUCUCCAACCGCCGCAUCAGCCUCGCGCUCGCGUCGCCGCCGCCCUCCUCCUCCUCCUCGCCGCCCUGGACGCUCUCCAGCGCGGGCGGGCCGGGGGGCUCGUACGCUUUCGGCGCCGCGACGACCCAAGGCCCGCCGGCGAAAUCAUCAUCGUCCCGCCCCCGCCCCCGCCGCGCGUCUCCUCCUCCUCCUCCUCCUCCCUCGCCCUCGCCCCAGCCCCGGGCCCCGCGGACGACGCGAACGAUCUCCGCGGGCGCGCUGAUCCAGUCGUGCUGACCCGUGAGCCGCAUGUCGACCGCGCCGUACGUGGGGUCGAACGC